This is a messenger RNA of Emiliania huxleyi CCMP1516, 825 nucleotides long. RefSeq lists its product as hypothetical. NCBI's taxonomy places the organism in Eukaryota, Haptophyta, Isochrysidales, Noelaerhabdaceae. The coding region runs from base 1 to 825 and encodes 274 amino acids. The record is from RefSeq and is a predicted model, not a curated record. Gene Ontology annotation, biological process: DNA repair. Gene Ontology annotation, molecular function: catalytic activity. The transcript has a single exon.
AUGGCGGGUCUCAGUCCCCUCGUCGCGGGCGUGCGCAACUUUGUGGAGCAGCACGUCCCGGAGGGCGACGGACUCGAGGAGAGGCAGAUGUUUGGGAUGGCGAUGUGGCUUGUUCGAGGCAAUAUGUUCCUCGGCGUCGGCCUUCGCUCCGGGCGGCUCCUACUCCGCGUCGGGGAGGAGAACGUGGAGGGUAUCCUCGAGGCGCACCCACUUGGCGUCGAGCGCUGCGGCGCUGCGAGCGGCCGUGUCUUUCCAGGCACUGUCAUGGUCGAUCAGGAGCACUUUCGCGGCGACACGCUAAUGGCACCUUGGUUCGACUACGCGAUGGCGCACAACCGCACGCUCUGCUCAAAGGCGUCGGCGGAAAGGCCGCGCAAGAAGCGGCCGCGCGAGGCACCGCCUGCCGCAGAUGGAGACGUGGCCGGAGAGGAGGCGACGGAGGCGGCAGCUGGGGAGGCGGCAGCCGGUGCCGGUACCGCGAGGCCGCGCCCGUCCUCAACAUCGGGCGGCGCCUUUGCGCGUUGUGUGCUCGACGUGAUUCGCCGAAUCCCUCGCGGGCGUGUCGCGGCGUACGGGCAGGUCGCCGCCCUCGCCGGCGCGCCGAGAAACGCGCGGCAGGUUGGGCACAUGCUAAAGGAGGGGUUGUGCGCCGGAGGUGCGCCAUGGCAUCGGGUGCUCGGAGCCUCGGGCAAGAUCUCGCUGCCUGCGAGCGGCGGUGGCGACGAGCAAAGGCGGCAGCUCGAGGCGGAGGGCGUCGUCUUCCAAGAGGGCGGGGCGGUGGCAAAGGGCGCGCGUUGGGAACGCAGCGAGCCCUUCUACGCGUGA